AUGAGUUGCAGCAAUCCGCAAUCUGAAGUAAAGGAUCCGGGCGCUGAUAUUCCAGAGCGUCGUACGAAACCAAAGAACAAUCAAUGUAUCAAGUGCAAGACUGCAGCGCCUGUUAUUCAAAUUAGACACGCGUUGUACUGCAGAGAAUGCUUCGUUUACGCCACUUCCGGCAAAUUCCUCAAAUGGUUCCUCUCAAACUUCAAACCCAACGACGUUCAUCCUGUCUUCUACGUAGCUGUCUCUGGUGGUCCCUCCUCUCGUUAUCUUCUCCAGCUUCUCCACACUCAAAUGUCUCCGAGGAAAGGCAAAGGUAGUUUCAUUAGGCCUGGCUCAGCUGAGAAGCUUGUCGUUAUCUACGUCGAUCAAUCGAAAGUCGUCCCUGGUGCUGAAAAUCUUCGCAAUCACAUAGAAGACAUGGUCAAAGAUUUUCCUUCAGUUGAGAUUAUUGAGGCUGAUGUCUCUGAAUCAUGGAAGGGCAGUCAAGCGUCGAUAUCUGCCUAUUUAUCCGGUCAGCCAGGCCAGCCACCCAGUGCAACAGCGUCUGAGCCCACUGCGGAUUUAUUCGACAGCACGCUAUCAACAUCAUCACAAGAAUCGCAUCUGGCUCUACUCACCCAUCACAUUAUCCUACGUGAAGCGCGAAAGCAUGCCGACAGCCUACUCGGUAAAGAUAGCACAGCGCCUCUCUUCUUGGGAACGAGCGCAACACGCGUAACGAUCAAGCUUCUCUCCUCCAUGUCCAGAGGCAGAGGCUGGUCUGUGGGAUCUGGCGAAGUGCAACCUGAAUCAACUCAGUAUGGUCUCAAUGUAUACCAGCCGCUUCUCAACACCUCCUCAAAGGAAAUAGCCUACUACAACCGGUUCGCUAUUCCAGCACACUCGCAAGCAGUGGUGAACAGAUCUUUUACCACUUUCUCUCCACCUAAAUCUUCCAUUGAUAGACUAACCGAGGAGCUCGUCGUGUCGCUCGAACGCGGUUUUCCUUCGACAGUGUCGACAGUGGCGCGCACAGGCAACAAGAUAUCUUUCGCCGGUGAAACUAAGGAGGGUGAGAGGCUGUGUACUCUGUGUGGUUGGCCGGCCAGAGCUAAAGCGAAUGAAUGGAAAAAUGGCAUUGCAAUAACUAAACUAGCGGGCGAAGAGGAUGAGAGUAAUCCCCUAGCUGAUAUGCUCUGCUAUGGCUGCUACACUAAUCUCACUGAUUCGCGCGCCCGUUCUCAUGUCAAUUACGCUCUGCCAGGAUGGACAGAUGAGUAUGCCGAGAAACAGAAAGUGACGGAAUCAGAGAUGCGCAAGGAGAUUGAGGAUUGUCUGAUAGACGACAAUGACAAUGACAAUGAGUAG
This is a messenger RNA of Wallemia ichthyophaga EXF-994, 1344 nucleotides long. RefSeq names its product Cytoplasmic tRNA 2-thiolation protein 2. Gene Ontology annotation, biological process: tRNA wobble position uridine thiolation. The record is from RefSeq and is a predicted model, not a curated record. Bases 1 to 1344 code for a protein of 447 amino acids. Gene Ontology annotation, molecular function: sulfurtransferase activity; tRNA binding. Lineage: Eukaryota; Fungi; Basidiomycota; Wallemiomycetes; Wallemiales; Wallemiaceae. The transcript has 3 exons. Gene Ontology annotation, cellular component: cytosol.